UGUUAUUGUAUAAAUUGCUGGAUGUUUCAAUAUUCCUCGCUCAUUAUUUCUGCUGCCGCCAGCAAUAAUUUGUAUCAAAACGAAAAAUACAACGUAGUUGAAAACAAGUAAAUUCUCCGCUGACUUAUAUAUUGCGUGUACAGAUUUGGCAAUGUCAUUAGAUGUGGCUCAAUAGCUAAACGUAAAUAUCUAAGAGACAAAUAGAAAAAAAUAACAAAAGAAAACAGCAAUGGUAAACUUGACCUUGUUGCUACUGCUGCUGGCGUUCUGUUUGGCCAGCACAGUGCAGCGGAACUUGGAGCUAGAAGAAGAUGCAAACGUUCAGCAAAACUUGGAGCAGGAUCCGGAAAUAGUGCACUAUCAACCGGAGCAGGUGCAUCUGGCAUUUGGAGAGCGCACCGCCAGCGAAAUUGUUGUCACCUGGUCAACGCGCGGCCUGCCGCCCGAUACAGAAAGCAUUGUCGAAUAUGGACUGAACGAUCUUAAGCAGCGAGCCCACGGCCAGGCCAUUAAGUUUGUGGAUGGCGGUCCCAAGCAGAUGACCCAAUAUAUACACAGGGUUACGCUCAGCCAGCUAAAACCCAACACCAGCUACGUCUAUCACUGCGGCAGCGCCUACGGCUGGUCCGCCAAAUAUCAAUUCCGGACAAUCGCCAGCGCCGAUGCCGACUGGUCGCCCUCGCUGGCCAUUUACGGCGACAUGGGCAAUGAGAACGCCCAGUCGCUGGCACGCCUGCAGAGGGAGACACAGCUGGGCAUGUACGAUGCGAUUAUCCAUGUGGGUGACUUUGCCUACGACAUGAACUCAAAGGAUGCCCGGGUCGGGGAUGAGUUUAUGCGCCAGAUCGAAACGGUGGCCGCCUAUGUGCCGUACAUGGUCGUUCCGGGCAACCACGAGGAGAAGUUCAACUUUUCCAAUUACCGGGCACGCUUCAGCAUGCCGGGCGGCACAGAGAAUCUCUUCUACAGCUUCGACCUGGGCCCGGUGCACUUCAUUGGCAUCUCCACGGAGGUUUACUAUUUCCUCAACUAUGGCGUCAAGACGCUAGUCUUUCAGUACGAGUGGCUCAAGCGCGAUCUGGAGGCGGCCAACAUGCCGGAGAAUCGGAUCAAGCGGCCCUGGAUUAUCAUCUAUGGCCAUCGGCCGAUGUACUGCAGCAAUGAGAACGACAACGAUUGCACCCACUCGGAGACGCUGACCCGCGUCGGCUGGCCAUUUGUGCAUAUGUUUGGACUGGAGCCGCUGCUCUACGAGUACGGUGUCGAUGUGGCCAUUUGGGCGCACGAGCACUCAUACGAACGCCUCUGGCCCAUUUAUGACUACAAUGUGCGCAACGGUUCACUGGGCUCACCCUAUGAGAAUCCGCGUGCGCCUGUCCACAUCAUAACCGGCUCGGCCGGCUGCAAGGAGGGACGCGAACCCUUCAAGGGCCAGAUACCCGAGUGGAGCGCAUUCCAUAGCCAGGAUUAUGGUUACACGCGUCUCAAGGCACACAAUCGCACCCAUUUGUACUUUGAGCAGGUGUCCGAUGAUCAGCAGGGCGCCAUUAUUGACAAAUUCUGGCUAAUUAAGUCGCAGCACGGCGGCUACACUGAACCCUAAAUGACGAUGUUAGAUCAAACACACACACACACAUUCACACACACACACAACUGUAGCAACUGGCAGUAUUAGCGCACAUUCUACUAUAUAUUAUAUAGCUCAAUUUAACGCCUAUUUAGUACAUUUCAAAACUUAAACACAACUGCAACUGCAACUGUAGCCCAGUAUGAGCCCAGAACAAACUGUAUUCGAAUACUUUAAACAAUCCUUAAAUUAGCCAAUUUUACUUGCAUGUAUUUAAUGUUGAACUAUAUACAUCGUGUUGUAUACGUAUAUUUAUAUGACUUUUAAGUGAUCUAUCUAAU
Molecule: messenger RNA, 1908 nt
Organism: Drosophila montana
Lineage: Eukaryota; Metazoa; Arthropoda; Insecta; Diptera; Drosophilidae
Product: acid phosphatase type 7
Exons: 4
Coding region: 230-1603 (457 amino acids)
Molecular function (GO): metal ion binding; acid phosphatase activity
Source: RefSeq, a predicted model, not a curated record